Messenger RNA from Trichobilharzia regenti, 489 nucleotides. The record is from the annotation of a GenBank genome assembly. NCBI's taxonomy places the organism in Eukaryota, Metazoa, Platyhelminthes, Trematoda, Strigeidida, Schistosomatidae.
UAACAAAGCGAUAAUAUCGAAUAAAGCAGAAAUGCGAUUCAUUUUAGCCACCUUCAUGCUGAUUUCCUUCAGUGUUUAUCUGUCAUUGGGUGUACCGACUGUAGGACUACCAACUGUGGAUGUGCAGAGUACACCUUGUGAAAUAAAUAUGAUUAAAAAAAUUCAAGAAUUAAUUUUAGCCUCCUCUGGACAAGAUGUUACAAUGAUUAAAGGAUUCUUAGAAAAAGACAAUUUAGAACAACAGAUUCAAGGUCUUAUAGCAACAUUAAUUAAACGUCUUGAUGAAGGACUUGGAGGUUUGGUGUCUACAGGAGGAAUGACACCAGCAUCUUAAAUGCCGACAUCUGGCUCAGUGGCUCACAAUAUGCUUUAAGUGACAAGCUCCUUUUUAAACUCUACAAAAUGUGAUUCCUUUUUGAUCAAUUUCAAAACCAGUAAUGUGAUUUAAUCUUUGUGUUAAAAAAUAAUUACCAUACAAUUAUAUUGCCU